Varroa destructor (honeybee mite) is the source of this 583-nucleotide messenger RNA. It is a transcript of the gene mRpS14, whose product is annotated as mitochondrial ribosomal protein S14. NCBI's taxonomy places the organism in Eukaryota, Metazoa, Arthropoda, Arachnida, Mesostigmata, Varroidae. Gene Ontology annotation, molecular function: structural constituent of ribosome. Gene Ontology annotation, cellular component: ribosome; mitochondrial small ribosomal subunit. Gene Ontology annotation, biological process: translation. The record is from RefSeq and is a predicted model, not a curated record.
UGCAUUAUCGAACGAGUAGGGUUUUGCGCGAAGUGGAGUUUCCUGUGGAACUCCGAUUCAGCACAUUAGAAAAAAAUACAACGUAUUAGUUUAGGUGGAGCGGAAAGAUGCAGACAUUACUGAGAGUUUGCAGAAAUGUGCUGACGGCAAGGGCGCCCGCCGUCUGGACAGAGCCGCAAAAUCGUGAUUUGAUGGUCGAUGCCAGAAUGUAUCGUGACUAUAAACGCCGAAAGAUGGUGAAGGAAUAUGCGUUCGAACGCCUCCAGUACACUGCAAUGAAAAGGAACGAUAUCCUUCCAAAGGCGCUUCAAGAAGUAGUGUCCCAGGAGCUUCACGCUUUUCCUCUAAACAGCUGUUUUACCCGCAUGCACAAUAGAUGUGUACUUACCUCACGUGCACGCAGCGUGGACGUCCGUUAUCGAAUGGCACGAAUGGCCUGGAGGCACCUAGCGGAUUAUAACAAGCUUAGCGGAGUUCAGCGAGCGAUGUGGUAGGGCGUUGAAACCACAAAAAUGUUUUACCAGUUGCGUAUAAGUUUUGCAAAAAAUAAAUACUGACUUUUAUAGAUAUCAAUAUUACCUUA